AUGAGUGGCUAUCCUUACGGAAAUCCAGGCGGUGGUUAUCCGCCUCAGUAUGGUGCAGGGAAUAGUGGCUAUCCCAAUUAUCCACAAGAUAGUGGUUUUCAACCACAACCACCAAUGCCUUCGUAUAAUGAUAAUCAAUCAUGUGCAUCUCUCUAUGGUACAGCAGCUCCUAUAUCAAACAAUAUGAAUUACCCACCAGGACCUUAUGAUUCUUAUGGGGGAAAUCAGAUGCCGAAUGCACCGUAUAGUAUGGGUGGUGGUAGCAACUAUGCACCACCACCACCAUCACAGCCCAUGUUUGAUCAGCCUCCACAACCAUUUGGAGGUUAUGGAAGUUCACAAUAUCAGCCAUCUUUUCCUCAACAACCUCCACAACAAUUCGGAGGAUAUGGUAAUUCACAAUAUCAACAACCUGUACCACCUCCAUCUGGUGGAGUGUAUCCAAAUGCACAAGGACCGUCAAAUUAUGGUGUACGAGUACCACCUUCUUCAUACCAACAACCAGGAUUUUAUCCACAAGAGCAACCAUCAAUUUUACUUGCUAGUUUAGAACAAUAUCAAGGAACAGUUUUUCCAGCAGCAAAUUUUAAUGCCGAAGCUGACUGUCACGCGCUUAGUCACGCUAUGAAAGGAGCAGGUACAAAUGAACGUGCUCUCAUCGAUAUUAUUGCUAAUCGAUCAAAUUUUCAACGUCAACAAAUAAAACUUCAAUAUAAAACAAUGUUUGGUGUUGAUAUAGUCAAACAAAUUGGUGGUGAAUUAAGUGGUCAUUUUAAAGAAACUAUUACUGCUUUAUUUGAUGCACCAGCAAAUUAUGAAGCAUGGUCAAUACAUGAAGCAUUUAGUUUAGGAAAAGAAGGAACUUUACGAGAAAUUUUGCUUACAAGAGCUAAUGCAGAAAUUCGUGCCAUUGUUGAUGCAUACAGACGAAUCUAUAACAAAGAUCUUGAACAGGACAUUAGUCAUCGUGUACGUGGAACGGACUUUAAACGUAUGCUUGUUUCUGCUGUACAGGGUAAUCGUGAAGAAUUAACUCCACAACAAAUUCAACAAGCUCGUCAGAUGGGUAUUGAAAGUGUGAUUGAUCGUAAUCGUGCUCGUCAAGAUGCCGAUGAUUUAUAUAAAGCUGGUGCUGGUAAAUGGGGUACAGAUGAAAAAGCAUUCAAUGCAAUAUUUGCUCGACGUAGUUAUUAUCAACUUCGCGCUACAUUUGAAGAAUAUCAAAGAAAACAUGGAAAAGAUAUUGCACAAGUAAUACGAUCAGAAUUUUCUGGUGAUGCACAAGAUGCUUAUCUUGUUUUAAUAACAUGUAUACGUGAUCGACCAACAUUUUUUGCUGAACGUAUACAUAAAGCAAUUGCUGGUUUAGGUACAAGAGACUCAACACUUAUUCGUGUUAUUGUUUCACGUUCAGAAAUUGAUCUUGCACAAAUUAAACAAAGAUAUCAACAAAUGUAUAAUCGUUCAUUAGCUCAGGCUGUCGGAGGUGAUACUUCAGGAGAUUAUAAACGAAUCCUUUUAUCAAUUAUAAAAUGA
Rotaria sp. Silwood2 is the source of this 1536-nucleotide messenger RNA. The record is from the annotation of a GenBank genome assembly. NCBI's taxonomy places the organism in Eukaryota, Metazoa, Rotifera, Eurotatoria, Philodinida, Philodinidae.